Pan troglodytes (chimpanzee) is the source of this 5333-nucleotide messenger RNA. It is a transcript of the gene TLR10, whose product is annotated as toll like receptor 10. The transcript has 2 exons. The record is from RefSeq and is a predicted model, not a curated record. Gene Ontology annotation, cellular component: plasma membrane. Gene Ontology annotation, molecular function: transmembrane signaling receptor activity; lipopeptide binding; Toll-like receptor 2 binding. Gene Ontology annotation, biological process: cellular response to bacterial lipopeptide; immune response; toll-like receptor signaling pathway. NCBI's taxonomy places the organism in Eukaryota, Metazoa, Chordata, Mammalia, Primates, Hominidae. The coding region runs from base 1978 to 4413 and encodes 811 amino acids.
AUGUUUGUUGGCUGCAUAAAUGUCUUCUUUUGAGAAGUGCCUGUUCAUAUCCUUCACCCACUUUUUGAUGGGGUUGUUUUUUUCUUGUACUUUUUUUUAUGUUCUUUAUAGAUUCUGGGUAUUAGCCCUUUGUCAGAAGGACAGAUUGCAAAAAUUUUCUCCCAUUCUAUAGGUUGCCUCAAACAGAGGAAUCUUUAAAAUGUAUGUCAGAACCUGCCACUCCUGGACUCUAAAUCUUCUGCUGGUUUCUUAUUUCAGUCAGAGGAAAAUUGACAAGUUCUUAUAAGAUCCGACCUCUUCUCUGAUUCCGUCCCCUAACUCCACUCCAGGUCUUCCUCACAUUUUCCAGGCACAUCAGGAUCUUUAAAUUUGUACUUGCUGUUCUCUCUCUCUCCAAAAUACUCUUUCCCCAGACAACAAGUGUCUUGCUUCUUCACCCCCUUUAGAUUUCUGCAUGAAGAUCACUAUCAGGGAGGCCUUUUUUGAUCAUUCUAUAAAAAAGAAAAUCACUCCCCAGUGUCUCUCUGUUUCCCUUAUCUUAGUUAUUUUUCCUUCAAGACAAUAUCACUGCCUGAUAUUGGUCCCCACCCAAAUCUCAUCUCGAACUGUAGCUCCCAUAAUUCCCACAUGUUGUGGGAGGUACCUGGUGGGAAGUAAUUGAAUCAUGGGGGCGGGUCUUUCCCAUGCUGUUCUCAUGAUAGUGAAUAAGUCUCAUGAGAUCUGGUGGUUUUAUAAAGGGGAGUUUCCCUGCACAUGCUCUCUUGCCUGCUGCCACAUAAGACAUGACUUUGCUCCUCAUUUGCCUUCCACCAUGAUUGUGAGGCCUCCCCAGGCAUGUGGAAUUGUGAGUCAUAACAUAUAAACGUAUUGUUUUGUUUGCAGUCUCUCUUUUCUUACCCUCUCUCUAGAAUAUAAGCUAUGUAGAAACAGAAAUCUCUUCUGUUCACUGCUACUUCCCCAGUGCCUAGAAAAGUUUCUGGCAGAAUAGGUACUUAAUAAAUAUCUUGAAUAAUGAAUAUCGUAAAAUCUUAGUACUCCAACUACCUCUGUUCUACGUCUAAUCCAACCACGUGAAGCCUGGCACAUCUCCCAAAGUCCUCAGAAUUCUAUAUCCUUCAAUUUCCUCAUCUAUCAAAUGGGAGUAGUAGUACUUCCCUCACAGAGUAUGGUGAUAAAUAAAUGAGAUAAUAUACAUGAAGCAAUUAGUAUGUAUCUUGGCACAUUGAAAUCUAACCCGAAAGCUUUGAUUCUAUGCCAUAACAGAAUUCAGCAGCUGAAUAUCAAGACCUUUUAAUUCAACAAGAAGUUAAGACAUUUAUAGUUGUCUAACAACAGACUGAAGAUUGUAGCUUGGUAUUCACUGGCAGGUUUCAGACAUUUAGAUCUUUCUUUUAAUGACUAACACCAUGCCUAUCUGUGGAGAAGCUGGCAACAUGUCACACCUGGAAAUUGUUUUUCAACAUUAAUACUAUUAUUUGGCAGUAAUCCAGAUUGCUUUUGCCACCAACCUGAAGACAUAUAGAGGCAGAAGGACAGGAAUAAUUCUAUUUGUUUCCUGUUUUGAAACUUCCAUCUGUAAGGUAAGUGUUGAAAGUCAGAUAGUGGCUCCAGGGACUUUCUAUAUCCAAAAAUACAAAAAUUGAGGGGUAACUCCUUGAUAUCAAGUCAAAGGCUCACAAUGUCUGGUAAUAAAACAAAUUACUUUCAAUUUUCUUGAAAUCUUCAGGCUAUCAAAAGGAGAUGUGAGAGAGGGUAUUGAGUAUGGCCUGACAAUGCAGUUCUUAAACCAAAGGGCCAUUAUGCUUCUCCUCUCUGAGAAUCCUCACUUACCUCAACAACGGAGACAUGGCACAGUAGCCAGCUUGGAGACUUCUCAGCCAAUGCUCUGAGAUCAAGUCGAAGACCCAAUAUACAGGGUUUUGAGCUCAUCUUCAUCAUUCGUAUGAGGAAAUCAGUGGUAAAAUCCUUGGAAAUACAAUGAGACUCAUCAGAAACAUUUACAUAUUUUGUAGUAUUGUUAUGACAGUAGAGGGUGAUGCUCCAGAGCUGCCAGAAGAAAGGGAACUGAUGACCAACUGCUCCAACAUGUCUCUAAGAAAGGUUCCCGCAGACUUGACCCCAGCCACAACAACACUGGAUUUAUCCUAUAACCUCCUUUUUCAACUCCAGAGUUCAGAUUUUCAUUCUGUCUCCAAACUGAGAGUUUUGAUUCUAUGCCAUAACAGAAUUCAACAGCUGGAUCUCAAAACCUUUGAAUUCAACAAGGAGUUAAGAUAUUUAGAUUUGUCUAAUAACAGACUGAAGAGUGUAACUUGGUAUUUACUGGCAGGUCUCAGGUAUUUAGAUCUUUCUUUUAAUGACUUUGACACCAUGCCUAUCUGUGAGGAAGCUGGCAACAUGUCACACCUGGAAAUCCUAGGUUUGAGUGGGGCAAAAAUACAAAAAUCAGAUUUCCAGAAAAUUGCUCAUCUGCAUCUAAAUACUGUCUUCUUAGGAUUCAGAACUCUUUCUCAUUAUGAAGAAGGUAGCCUGCCCAUCUUAAACACAACAAAACUGCACAUUGUUUUACCAAUGGACACAAAUUUCUGGGUUCUUUUGCGUGAUGGAAUCAAGACUUCAAAAAUAUUAGAAAUGACAAAUAUAGAUGGCAAAAGCCAAUUUGUAAGUUAUGAAAUGCAACGAAAUCUUAGUUUAGAAAAUGCUAAGACAUCGAUUCUAUUACUUAAUAAAGUUGAUUUACUCUGGGACGACCUUUUCCUUAUCUUACAAUUUGUUUGGCAUACAUCAGUGGAACACUUUCAGAUCCGAAAUGUGACUUUUGGUGGUAAGGCUUAUCUUGACCACAAUUCAUUUGACUACUCAAAUACUGUAAUGAGAACUAUAAAAUUGGAGCAUGUACAUUUCAGAGUGUUUUACAUUCAACAGGAUAAAAUCUAUUUGCUUUUGACCAAAAUGGACAUAGAAAACCUGACAAUAUCAAAUGCACAAAUGCCACACAUGCUUUUCCCUAAUUAUCCUACGAAAUUCCAAUAUUUAAAUUUUGCCAAUAAUAUCUUAACAGACGAGUUGUUUAAAAGAACUAUCCAACUGCCUCACUUGAAAACUCUCAUUUUGAAUGGCAAUAAACUGGAGACACUUUCUUUAGUGAGUUGCUUUGCUAACAACACACCCUUGGAACACUUGGAUCUGAGUCAAAAUCUAUUACAACAUAAAAAUGAUGAAAAUUGCUCAUGGCCAGAAACUGUGGUCAAUAUGAAUCUGUCAUACAAUAAAUUGUCUGAUUCUGUCUUCAGGUGCUUGCCCAAAAGUAUUCAAAUACUUGACCUAAAUAAUAACAAAAUCCAAACUGUACCUAAAGAGACUAUUCAUCUGAUGGCCUUACGAGAACUAAAUAUUGCAUUUAACUUUCUAACUGAUCUCCCUGGGUGCAGUCAUUUCAGUAGACUUUCGAUUCUGAACAUUGAAAUGAACUUCAUUCUCAGCCCAUCUCUGGAUUUUGUUCAGAGCUGCCAAGAAGUUAAGACUCUAAAUGCGGGAAGAAAUCCAUUCCGGUGUACCUGUGAAUUAAAAAAUUUCAUUCAGCUUGAAACAUAUUCAGAGGUCAUGAUGGUUGGAUGGUCAGAUUCAUACACCUGUGAAUACCCUUUAAACCUAAGGGGAACUCGGUUAAAAGACGUUCAUCUCCACGAAUUAUCUUGCAACACAGCUCUGUUGAUUGUCACCAUUGUGGUUAUUAUGCUAGUUCUGGGGUUGGCUGUGGCCUUCUGCUGUCUCCACUUUGAUCUGCCCUGGUAUCUCAGGAUGCUAGGUCAAUGCACACAAACAUGGCACAGGGUUAGGAAAACAACCCAAGAACAACUCAAGAGAAAUGUCCGAUUCCACGCAUUUAUUUCAUACAGUGAACAUGAUUCUCUGUGGGUGAAGAAUGAAUUGAUCCCCAAUCUAGAGAAGGAAGAUGGUUCUAUCUUGAUUUGCCUUUAUGAAAGCUACUUUGACCCUGGCAAAAGCAUUAGUGAAAAUAUUGUAAGCUUCAUUGAGAAAAGCUAUAAGUCCAUCUUUGUUUUGUCUCCCAACUUUGUCCAGAAUGAGUGGUGCCAUUAUGAAUUCUACUUUGCCCACCACAAUCUCUUCCAUGAAAAUUCUGAUCAUAUAAUUCUUAUCUUACUGGAACCCAUUCCAUUCUACUGCAUUCCCACCAGGUAUCAUAAACUGAAAGCUCUCCUGGAAAAAAAAGCAUACUUGGAAUGGCCCAAGGAUAGGCGUAAAUGUGGGCUUUUCUGGGCAAACCUUCGAGCUGCUAUUAAUGUUAAUGUAUCAGCCACCAGAGAAAUGUAUGAACUGCAGACAUUCACAGAGUUAAAUGAAGAGUCUCGAGGUUCUACAAUCUCUCUGAUGAGAACAGACUGCCUAUAAAAUCCCACAGUCCUUGGGAAGUUGGGGACCACAUACACUCUUGGGAUGUACAUUGAUACAACCUUUAUGAUGGCAAUUUGACAAUAUUUAUUAAAAUAAAAAAUGGUUAUUCCCUUCAUAUCAGUUUCUAGAAGGAUUUCUAAGAAUGUAUCCUAUAGAAACACCUUCACAAGUUUAUAAGGGCUUAUGGAAAAAGGUGUUCAUCCCAGGAUUGUUUAUAAUCAUGAAAAAUGUGGCCAGGUGCAGUGGCUCACGCUUGUAAUCCCAGCACUGUGGGAGGCCAAGGUGGGUGAACCACGAGGUCAAGAGAUGGAGACCAUCCUGGCCAACAAGGUGAAACCCUGUCUCUACUAAAAAUACAAAAAUUAGCUGGGCGUGGUGGUGCACGCCUGUAGUCCCAGCUACUUGGGAGGCUGAGGCAGGAGAAUCGCUUGAACCUGGGAGGUGGCAGUUGCAGUGAGCUGAGAUCGAGCCACUGCACUGCAGCCUGGUGACAGAGCAAGACUCUAUCUCAAAAAAAAAAAAAAAAGAAAAAAAGAAAAAAAUGGAAAACAUCCUCAUGGCCACAAAAUAAGGUCUAAUUCAAUAAAUUAUAGUACAUUAAUGUAAUAUAAUAUUACAUACCACUAAAAAGAAUAAGGUAGCUGUACAUUUCCUGGUAUGGAAAAAACAUAUUAAUAUGUUAUAAACUAUUAGGUUGGUGCAAAACUAACUGUGGUUUUUGCCAUUGAAAUGGCAUUGAAAUAAAAGUGUAAAGAAAUCUAUACCAGAUGUAGUAACAGUGGUUUGGGUCUGGGAGGUUGGAUUACAGGGAGCAUUUGAUUUCUAUGUUGUGUAUUUCUAUAAUGUUUGAAUUGUUUAGAAUGAAUCUGUAUUUCUUUUAUAAGUAGAAAAAAAAUAAAGAUAGUUUUUAAAGCCUA